AUGUCUCUCAAAUAUCUCAUAACCGGCGCAACUGGUGGGCUCGGUGAGCAAGUCCUCAAAUACUUUGUGGACAAUGUCGACCGCUCCCAAUUCGCCGCGGCAUCCUCCUCGGACAAGAACAGGGCUCGCUUUGAAGACCUCGGAAUCGCGUUCCGGCGUAUCGAUUACGACGACGAAGAAUCGCUCGAUUCGGGAUUACAUGGUGUUGAGAAUCUGCUUUUCGUGAGCACGAAUGUCUUCGAUAAUGAGCGACGUGAUAAGCAGCAUCGACGGCUCAUAAAUGCUGCCAAGCGAGCGGGCGUGAAGCAUGUCUGGUAUACAUCGCUUGCGUUUGGUGGCUUCUCGGAUAACUCCAAGGCUGCUGUUCAGCAAGUCCAUCUCAUCACAGAGAAACUUCUUAAGGAAUCCGGUCUCACCUACACUGCCAUCCGCGAAGGCGUGUACACAGAAGCCUUCCCUGUCUUCAUUAACUGGUAUCCAGACUCUACAACCGUCCGACUCCCUGCAGACGGAGAGAUAGCCUGGACUCGACGCACAGAACUCGGCGAAGCAACCGCCCGAAUCAUGAUCCGCGGCGGCUACGAGAACCAAACCGUGCUGUUUACUUCAGAAGAGACUAUCACCACGAAAGAGCUGGUGGAUAUCCUCAAUGAGGCGACGUCUCGGCAGGUGAAAUUCGAGAUUGUCUCGCCUGAGGAGUAUGUUCGUGUGAACAGUGCGAAUGAUCACGGCGGGAAACCACAGGCGUUCUUUGAAAUGGUUGCGACGUGGUGGCAGGAUAUUGCAAAGGGGGAACUUCGUACCACGGACGGGCUAAUGCGAGAUGUUCUUGGGAGAGAGCCGACGAAGCCGCGGGAUGCUAUUAAGCAAUUGCUGGCUGAGGAUAGGGAUUAUACCUGGCAUCAAAACUAUGCGCGAUCAUAA
This is a messenger RNA of Aspergillus puulaauensis, 924 nucleotides long. Its product is annotated as putative NmrA-like family protein. The transcript has 2 exons. The record is from RefSeq and is a predicted model, not a curated record. The coding region runs from base 1 to 924 and encodes 307 amino acids. Lineage: Eukaryota; Fungi; Ascomycota; Eurotiomycetes; Eurotiales; Aspergillaceae.